Cornus florida is the source of this 1276-nucleotide messenger RNA. RefSeq lists its product as uncharacterized. NCBI's taxonomy places the organism in Eukaryota, Viridiplantae, Streptophyta, Magnoliopsida, Cornales, Cornaceae. Gene Ontology annotation, biological process: methylation. Gene Ontology annotation, molecular function: methyltransferase activity; RNA binding. The record is from RefSeq and is a predicted model, not a curated record.
CCUCGCUUCUGGCUCAAGCCGCAAUAAUCUUGAACGGCAAUCUAGGAGGAUAAGGUCGCUCUCAUACACACACAGUUACACUGAAGUUUGUGUUCUGGCAGUGACAGGAUCAAAGGGGAUGCAAAAAGAUGUCACUGCAGGUGCUGAAGUUUCCUAUAUCAAGCCGUUAUAUUACUUCUCUUUGCUCUGAGGUGAGAUGGGUCAAGGCCCACAUGCGUUAUCCCAGUAGAAGCUUUACCGCUACUGCUGACAGAUCAGGAAAGGUUCAACCUCAGAAGAAGAAAAGGAGGCUGGAUGAGAUAUGCCUUGAAAGGUUUCAGCAGUACAGCCGAACCUUCAUACAGUCAUGGAUCCUACAAGGAAAAGUUUUUGUUGACGGAAAAGUAGUAAACAAGGCUGGAACACCUGUAUCUGAUAAAGCUUUAGUUGAGAUCAAGGCUGAAGUUCCAAAAUAUGUAUGUAGAGCAGGACAUAAGUUAGAGGCUGCCAUUGAACAACUCGGUGUUGAUGUUGCUGGCAGAGUAGCUCUUGAUUCAGGGUUGUCUAGAGGAUUUACAGACUGCUUGCUUCAGUAUGGUGCUUCAUUUGUUUAUGGAGUUGAUGUAGGAUAUGGACAGGUGGCAGACAAAAUUCGGCGAGAUGAACGUGUCAGUGUUGUAGAACGGACAAAUUUAAGAUAUCUUUCUGGACUCCCACAAAAAGUUGAUUUGGUGACAUUGGACCUUUCAUUCAUCUCCAUACUCUUGGUCAUGCCUGCUGUUUUAAAUGUAAUGAAGGAAGAAUCUACAUUAGUUACCCUGGUUAAGCCUCAAUUUGAGGCUCGCAGAUCCCAAGUAGGAGGAGGAGGAAUCGUGAGAGAUCCCUUAGUCCAUCAGGAGGUUCUUGAAAAGAUCAUCCAAGGCGUAAAAGAUUUAGGAUUCCACUGCAAAGGGUGGAUUGAGUCUCCACUAAAGGGUGCCGAGGGUAAUACCGAGUUUCUAGUUUGCUUUAACCGAACAGUUACUGAAGUUGCAGAUUGAAAUGCAACCAAAAAAGCUGUAACUGCUGCAUGAGUGGGAACAAUUAUUCAGGAAUGUAACGUGCAGAAAACUUGUUUCCUAUGGUUGUAUUUUAAGGUUUGAAAAUACACGUGGCUGUAACCUUUUUGGGAAGAAAAAAAAAAAAAAAGCAAUAAUGAGUGCUUCCUAUGUAUGUUUUUAACUUUUAAGAUAUGAAAAUACAUGUGGCUGUGAUUUUUUUGAAAAAAUAAAUAAGUGAAGGAUUUUAGCAAUGGUAA